Molecule: messenger RNA, 396 nt
Organism: Cokeromyces recurvatus
Lineage: Eukaryota; Fungi; Mucoromycota; Mucoromycetes; Mucorales; Mucoraceae
Exons: 1
Source: RefSeq, a predicted model, not a curated record
UUUAUUUUAUUCUUCUUUGCUUUUAUUAUCUCCUUAACCUCUGCUCUUGUUAUUAAUCCUAAAAUUACAGUUCCUAAUUCACACACGAAAUGGAGAGCAGGAAAUACGUAUAUUGUAAAAUGGAAGACUACAUACCAGGAUUACGGUAGCAAUAAAGCAAUCCCUAUUCCUGAUGACUAUAAGGGUACAAUCAAAUUGGGUUAUCUUGAUGAAAGAAAGGAUCCUUAUAAUGAACACCUUCUUUGGGAUGAUCUGGCUUCUGGUUUUAAAUUAAAUGCUGGUUCUCAAACUAUUACUUUACCUUCUGAUCUUGAGACAAAAACAUCUUACAUUAUUGUUCUUAUGGGUGACUCUGGUAAUGCCUCUCCCAAGUUUACUAUUCAAGCUGCUCGUUAA